CUGUCGGAGGAAAUAUCUGGCUUCACAGUUGGAAAGGUUCAUUCGAGAGUCGUCUGCUGCCUUUUUCCACUGUUAUUGACGAGAGUGGGAGCAGAACAGUCCCGCUGGUGAUGGAGACGAAGAGAGCAGCGGUGCCGCAGCUGCUGGUGAGGAACGCAGGUCCACCAGAGCAGCAGUCGUGCAGCUCCAGCCUGGAGCAGGGGAGGCAAAGACCCCGCUUCGUCAAAGUGUCCAACUUUUCCUUGACUCCUGUCAAAGUGAAGACUGAAAGUGACGUGGCAGGCGAGUCCUCAGGCAGCAGCAGCAGCAGCUGCCGGCGACCGUCUGCUGCCUUUCUGAUCAGUUAUAAACGAGAGACGGCGCAGAAGAGGAUCCUGAUGAUGAUGGUGAAGAAGAGACCAGUGGUCCAGCCUCAGCUGCACGUGAAAGAAGAAGUUUCUCCUCAGCAGCAGGAGAGCAGCUCCAGUCUGGACCAGCAGGGACAAGUUCCUCAUCUCAUGAAAGAAGUGAAAGAGGAGGAAGAAGAACAUGAUGUCUCCCAGCUCUCAUUCACUCCUGUGGUUGUGAAGACUGAAGACGAUGAGAAGCCUCCAACCAGCGUCUUAACGCAACACAUGAAAACAGAAGCUGAUGGAGACAACUGUGGAGGAUCAGAACCAGCCAGCUGCUUGGAUCCACCUCUCCACCCUGACCAGCAGAGGUCACUCUCUUCUGACUCUGACACUGAUGACAGUGAAGACUGGAGAGAAGGUUCAAACUCUGUGGCUAAGCGAAAGGUUUACGGCAGUAAGAAGAAAAACAAGUAUGGCAAGUCCCUCAGCUGUUCUGGAUGUAGGAAGAAAUAUUCCUCAAAAGCUGCACUGACCAAACACGUGAAAUCCUGCUCUGCCAGAUCGAAUUGUUCAGUUUGCGGAAAAUGUUUCAAAAGCAGACAAAAUCUGAAGAUUCACAUGAGAUUGCACACUGGGGAGAAACCGUUCAGCUGCAAUGAGUGUGGAGAUUGUUUCGUCAGGAGACGUACCUUGGAGGUACACAUGAGAGUCCACACAGGAGAGAAACCUUUCAGUUGCUCUCAGUGCCAGAAACAUUUUACACAAAAAUAUAACUUAAAGGAACACAUGAGGAUUCACACCGGAGAGAAACCUUUCAGCUGUUCUCAGUGUGGUGAUCGUUUCAACAGGAAAAGUGGCUUGGAGGUGCACCUCCGAAGUCACACUGGUGAAAAACCCUUCCAGUGCUCACUGUGUGGUCAGUGCUUUACUCAGAAGAGGAGCCUGACGGUGCACAUGAGAAUUCAUACCGGGGAAAAACCCUUCAGGUGCACUUACUGCGAUAAAGGGUUCAACAGGAGGAGUGAGUUGGCGAUACAUGUCGGCACUCACACUCGAGUAAAUGUGUUUUCUCUGCCUCGACCGCUCGAAUUGAAAUGUGACUUUCAGCAGGUAAACACGAGCAGGGAGAAAGACACUGAAGCUCUGUCCACAUGAGGAAGUGUCUCAUGUCCUCACGUAUGGUGUCAGACUGGCCUCGCAUCCGCACAAACUAUUUCUGUCACUGAAACCUCAGGUAUUUGAAAUGUUACUGACAGGGGUAGAAAGAGGAAAAGAACUAUUGAUAUGCUUAGAUCUUGGUUUUGUGUUGACUGUUUUAUGAAACUGAGAUAACAGCAACAUCUCAACCUCUUGCUUUUUCUCUAAAAUUAAGUGAGAAGGAGUGAAACUAAUCGGUUUGUCCAUGACUCAGCUGGAGAGUCAAAGUCGGGAAGCAGUGUGAUCUUUGAGUAUUAUUUAUUCAUUAUUUAACAGACAUGGAUCAUAAUUUACCCCAGCUAAGUUUAGUCCUUGUGUUGCUCCUAAUAUUGAGAACAAA
Molecule: messenger RNA, 1869 nt
Organism: Synchiropus splendidus (mandarinfish)
Lineage: Eukaryota; Metazoa; Chordata; Actinopteri; Syngnathiformes; Callionymidae
Product: gastrula zinc finger protein XlCGF57.1-like
Exons: 3
Coding region: 111-1487 (458 amino acids)
Biological process (GO): regulation of transcription by RNA polymerase II
Molecular function (GO): RNA polymerase II cis-regulatory region sequence-specific DNA binding; DNA-binding transcription factor activity
Source: RefSeq, a predicted model, not a curated record